AUGAUACAAAGUAGACCCACUUAUGAUAAUGAUCAUCAAUAUUAUUAUUAUCACUGCAAUAAACAAAAAGAUUUGAUUGCUGAACUCAAUGACAAAUGUAAACAACAUCCAUGUAUGAGUUGGUACAACUUUCCUUCAUCAAUUCAAUCUCCAUUAUUAUUCAUUAGUGAAUUAUUACCAAUGGGAUUGAUCAAUCAACCAAUUACAUCAUUGAAAACAGCAUUGGAAUGGAUUGAUCAAUGUCAAAUAAUUUUUAAAAAUUCCAAUACCGCUGUUAGUCAACAAGAAAAAUUUAGUUUAGCAGAAAAAUAUACACUCACUGGAAAUCUAUUAAAUCAAUGUUUACUAACAAUGAAUUAUAUCAGUGGUGAAUCGAAUUCACGCCUUCAAUCAUUGGAAAAAGCUAACAAUGAUGAGAUAAAUCGGUUCACUCUUUCGAAAAUGGAUGAAAUCGCUAUCGAUUGGACAAUACGUUAUGGUCUACGAAAUGGUUCAUUGCCACCUACAACCAAUACAAAGGAACUAAUCAUUUAUACAGAACAAUAUGAAUUUUAUUCAAAACAAUUUCAUACAUUACUUUGUACAAUUCGUUUAGCUUUUGAGAAAGAGAAACAACAACUGCCUAAUAAUCAUCAAAAAUAUUUUCAAGAUGAACCAUUCGAUUGGUUUGUAGCUACAAUAUUUCUAUUAUAUCAAGGCAAUUAUGAGCAUGCAUGGAAUUUUCUCUGUAAAUAUUCAUCUUUUUCACAUUCAUUAUAUUUAUGGCCAAAUCGAUGUAGAAAUUUAGUAAGUUGUUAUUAA
Schistosoma turkestanicum is the source of this 801-nucleotide messenger RNA. The record is from the annotation of a GenBank genome assembly. NCBI's taxonomy places the organism in Eukaryota, Metazoa, Platyhelminthes, Trematoda, Strigeidida, Schistosomatidae.